CUGCACGUGGACUCUGUUGCCACAUGCACGACUCCAGCUUUCUUAUUAAAAACACUACUGUCAAUAUCCCAUUUUGCAAUGGAGGCCUUUAACCAGAUGUUACUACAAUACCCGCCAUUAAUAGUCGGUGGCGUCGGAGCGCUGAUCUACAAACUUACAACCAGGAAGAAACCAACUCAUGUCAAAGUGAAUUGUUGGUUCUGCAAUCAGGACACAGUGGUACCAUAUGGGAACAGAAACUGUUGGGAUUGCCCAUACUGUGAACAGUAUAAUGGGUUUCAAGAGAAUGGGGAUUACAACAAACCCAUCCCUGCUCAAUACAUGGAGCAUCUCAACCAUGGAGUUUCGGCUGGCGUUUCUGAGUCACCUAAAACUCUGCAGUGGGUCAACUGCCAGAUGCUUUUGUGCAGGAAGUGCAACAACAACCAGAUGCUCAAGAUUAAGCAGCUGGCCUCGUUCAUCCCCAGGGAUGAUGAAAACUAUGAUGAAGAGAUCGAGGUGUAUAAGCAUCACCUCGAGCAGACCUACAAGUUGUGCAGGCCAUGCCAGUCUGCAGUGGAGUACUAUAUAAAACAUCAGAACCGACAGCUGCGAGCUCUGCUCUUCAAUCACCAACUCAAACGUAGUUGGGAUGCUGAUAAGGCUUUCGUUAAGAACACCUACACCCUCACCACACCAGCCUGGUCGAUCUUCCCUCGAGUCCUUGCCUUUUUCACCUGUGCCUUCUUGGUAGCUGUUGCUUUGUCUGGAUCUGGAGAUCCAGAGGUGUCAUUCAAGGUCAUGCAGCCCUUAAGCGGAGGAGUUACCCCGCCCAAAAACCCCCUUAAAAAUGGCAGCGAAACCAAGGCCAAUGAGAGCACCAAGAUGUGGGCCAAUUUUGUGGGUCUUCUACCAGAAGAGGCCGUGAAGAACACCAUGCUAGUGUGGAAGUCUGGAAGUGAUAACCAGAUGGCUGUGGCCUCUGUUGGUUUCCUGACUUGCAUCACAGCUGUCUUAAUGUCUGGACCUGUCAGGAGGAUUGAUGCAGUGGCCUCGGUGCUGUGGCUCCUGGUGAUAGGCUUCUACCUGGCUGAAUUUUACCUGAAGACAGACAUCCCAGACUGGUUGGAAACGGUCAAAUUUGGCAUCAUAUCUGUGUGUUGUCUGGUGGGAUUCACUACUGCUGUGGCAACACGCAAAUCUACGAGUCAGAGAAGAGCCAGAGUUCGCAGGUACCUGUCUGGCUUUUCGUCUGAGCUAUACUACAGCAAUCACUCUCCUCUGUCUGCACCUGUGUCUGGAUCCUCUACCUUCAUCCUCACACCUCCCCAAAACCUGUCACAGCUGCUCAUCCGCCAACAAAGCCACAGAACACGAAAGGUCCCGCCCUCCUCGUUGCCUGGCCGACUCAACAGGGCCCUCUCUCUGGGAACGAUCCCCUCCCUAACACGAGCAGAUUCAGGCUUCCUGUUCAGUGGAAGUAGACCUUCACAAUGCAAAGACUCUCCACCUUCAGACUACUUCUCCCUAAAAUCUGGAAGCCGGCCCUCCUCUCCUGGACCGUCUACAACCCCUUCUGUGGCUAGUUCAGUCACCUCCACCUCCAGCUCUGCCAGGCAGCGUCGGCCGCUCAUCAGCCCAGCGAGACUCAACAUCAGUGGGCAAAAGCUGCAGCUUUUUUCCUCUCCUCUGGAGGCUUUAAGUUUUCCCUCACCGCCUCCCUUUCUGUCUGAGCAAAGCCAUGUGCAGAGCGGAGGAUUUUUGCCUGUUGUUCCACACUUUCAUUCACUCAGUCAAGGUUCACUGAUUGAUGAAGGCAGUGUAUUUGAGCAUGUGGAGAAGAGAAAGGGCAGCUCCUCUGUGUCUUCAAACUGCCAUGUAGACACAACCACUGGAAAUGGAUCUGACAGCAAGUCUGAAUGGAAUGGUUUCCUGGGCCUGUCCCUUUGGCCUGGUCUACUGUUCACAAGCCUGACUAUCAACCUAACCUUCAUCUGCUUCUAUUUAUAUUACAAUUGGAGAUGAAAAUGUGGGUCAGAACUGAGGAGUCAGAGGUCACAACAGAGGUCAAACUCAUCUGUGAUGUAUGCUGAUCUUUGUCCCCUGUGUACUUUGUAAAUCUGGGUUCUUUAACAGGAAAUACAUGGGGAACAUUGAUCUUGUGUGAUGAUUUCAAAAAUGUUUUGCUGCUGUACAGUUUCUGAGAUACAAAGGCUGCUUACUGGCUUUGUGCCUGGUCAUGUAAUGAGACGACCUUGUUCUCUUAAGUUCUGUAAAAUUCACAAAUACAGAGAUUCUCUAUUUAUGCAGCGAAGUACAGUGUGAGCUUUGUAAAACAUGUUUUUUGUGCAUGUUCAAUCAUCAUUUGUACUUUUAAACACUGGAUGUGUAUGAGAAUGAAUGAGCAUGCCAUGUUUAUUUAAUAGAAUGAUGUUUGUUGGGCACAUGGUAUAUCUUUAUUAAACGUACAUCUGGCUGUUCUUUGCCAGAUACUGGUGUACACAGAGUAUUUUUGUAUGUCCUGCUUCCUCAAAGGAUAAUGCCAUUUUCUCAAAAUGAUUUGAGAUUAUAAAUUGCAGUAUAUUUGUGCUGAUCUACUAAUGUCAACAACCAUGACACUGAAAAACAUAUUGAUUAAAAAAAUAUCCAUAGAGCAGAUUCCUAUUUUAUUACUGACUCAGGCUUUGUAUUAUGAUAUAAAAUAGGAUAACAUUGAUGUUUUGUAAAACAAAUUAUGGCGUUUCAAUUACCAGAUUGAAAUAAAUCUUCAUUGUAAUAGUUAUAUGAUGUUUUGGUGUCUUCUGUGUGGCAUAAAUCAAACCUACACUGAAAUACACUGUUUCAAUGAAAUAUUACAUGCAAAAAUUAUCAUUUAAACUCUAAGCUGAGUGUAUUGAUGUUGCAACCAUCUUAUUUAAAUCGUUUCUUUUUUUGUGUCUUUUUCAUUUGUUAAACUAAACUAUGUAGUGUUUCUAUAGUGUUUCAAGGUAAAAGAUCAUGUAUUGUUAAUGUCAAUGAAAUACCAUGACAGAACUGUGUACAUUAAAUGUGCCAUCUUAAUGUGAUAUAUUAAUAUAUCCAUUUAACAUUGCUGACAAUUUAUCUGUACUUUU
Molecule: messenger RNA, 3092 nt
Organism: Myxocyprinus asiaticus (Chinese sucker)
Lineage: Eukaryota; Metazoa; Chordata; Actinopteri; Cypriniformes; Catostomidae
Product: transmembrane protein 201-like
Exons: 11
Coding region: 79-2004 (641 amino acids)
Biological process (GO): nuclear migration along microtubule
Cellular component (GO): nuclear inner membrane
Molecular function (GO): actin filament binding; lamin binding
Source: RefSeq, a predicted model, not a curated record